AUGAGAAGAAAGUCUAGCAACCUGGGCGCGGACAUCCCGGGGGAUACUGGUGCGCCAGCCAUGUCCACAAUGAACGAAGUCAGCCCCAUUGACGGGGAGCCACCACAAUGGGAGAAUGUCCCGUCCCCCGAGAAAGCAGGUAGAACGCAGGCAAAGCGCCGGAAGAGCCGAUCGGCCAUCCGUCAGUUCAAAGAUCUCUGUUUAAAGCAUACCUGGGUGCUUCCUCUCCUGAUGGUCGUUGUCCUCCUUUUGGCGUAUGCCGUUAAUCCAACCCCGUCCAAUCCGCUACACCACGCCAUCUUUCUCUCCUACGCUCAGCCCCCGAAAACUCCCGGUGGUCCAAUCAUGUAUGGAAAAGGUCCCAAGGAUAUCGCAUUCGUCUCGUUCUACACUAUCGUGCUGUCUUUCACACGGGAAUUUUUGAUGCAGCGCUUGAUUCAUCCAUGGGCAGUGUAUUGUGGCAUUCGCGGAAAGGGGAAAACGGCACGAUUUAUGGAGCAGGUCUAUACAGCCAUCUACUUCGUGAUCCUGGGCCCAUUCGGUCUCUACGUCAUGAGCCGAACCGAUAUCUGGUAUUUCAACACAACGGCCAUGUUCGAGGGCUUCCCGCAUCGAGAACACGAUGGUCUGUUCAAGGCUUACUAUCUGCUCCAGGCCAGUUACUGGGCCCAGCAGGCUAUCGUCCUGUUACUGCAGCUGGAAAAACCACGGAAGGAUUUCAAGGAACUUGUGGGCCAUCACAUCAUCACAUUGGCUCUUAUCGCGCUCAGCUAUCGGUUCCAUUUUACCUACUUGGGUCUCGCGGUUUAUAUCACUCAUGAUGUGUCUGACUUCUUCCUCGCGACCUCCAAAACCCUCAAUUACCUCGACUCUAUCAUCACUGCCCCGUACUUCGUGUUCUUUGUUGGCACCUGGAUCUACCUUCGACAUAUUCUGAACCUCAAGUUCCUCUGGGCGGUCUUGACCGAAUUUAGGACCGUCGGCCCCUUCGAGCUCAACUGGGAAACCCAGCAGUAUAAGUGCUGGAUCAGUCAGUACAUAACAUUUGCCCUGCUUGCCAGUCUCCAGGCUGUGAACUUGUUCUGGCUCUUCCUGAUUCUUCGUAUCCUGAAGAAUUAUAUUUUCUCCAACGUGAAGAAGGACGAGAGAAGUGAUGACGAGGAUGACGAGGAUGAGAUCGAGCAACAACAAACGCACAGCACUGCUGCUAUUGCUACAGGUACUGACCAGUCAUCCCUGACCGCUCGCAACAUCAAUGCCACUCCUCAGGUUAUGGUCAACGGACGUCCACUCAAACAGUAA
Molecule: messenger RNA, 1302 nt
Organism: Aspergillus ochraceoroseus IBT 24754
Lineage: Eukaryota; Fungi; Ascomycota; Eurotiomycetes; Eurotiales; Aspergillaceae
Exons: 3
Coding region: 1-1302 (433 amino acids)
Biological process (GO): ceramide biosynthetic process
Cellular component (GO): membrane
Molecular function (GO): sphingosine N-acyltransferase activity
Source: RefSeq, a predicted model, not a curated record